Penicillium oxalicum is the source of this 984-nucleotide messenger RNA. RefSeq lists its product as uncharacterized. The transcript has 3 exons. Lineage: Eukaryota; Fungi; Ascomycota; Eurotiomycetes; Eurotiales; Aspergillaceae. The record is from RefSeq and is a predicted model, not a curated record. Bases 1 to 984 code for a protein of 327 amino acids.
AUGUAUUCCAUCUUUAUCGGAGCACCAGUCAAACGGUUAUCUGACAUCUUGAAAGAACUCAAAGAACACGAGGCUGACCCUUUCGUGUACGCCGCAAUUGAACACGCCUUGGAAAGAGUGAAUUCACGAAGAAAAGGACGGGUCGGCUUAAGAUACGUCAAGUCACAAGAUCUUACGCAAAGUCUUGAUACGCAACUAAGGAAAUCACUCCAUCUUAUCGCAAAGCCCUUCACAGAGCUCCUGUCCAAGCCCGACACCGCCCAAAAUAUUCUGGAAGAGCUCGAGGUUUUGCGGACUCGCUUCUAUAACUUCUACAUGUCUCUCAAUGUCGACUGGAGUUGCCCACUGGAUACCAAAAACGACCUGUUAGAGCAAAUUCGAUGGGUGGAUAUCCCCACUAUGGCCAGAGCUAUCUCCAAAAAGGCCAAAGCUUUAUUUUCCGAGUACCUUCGGUCUGCUUUUACAAGAGAGGGUGACGAGGCGCGGUCUAUCCUGAACAAGGAAUGGGACCUUCUUAGCAAAGGAGUGAAGGAGAUUGUGGCUGCGAACAUCGGUCUCUGUUCUCAGGUUGACACCCUUGCGAACUGUCUAUACCGUUUUCGCAAUUAUUAUUCCCUGACAGCUGUCAUCCAGGGUAUCCAAGCAAGUGGCUACAGGACUGUGGCCCUAGAAACUUUCGGCUACCUUCUCAAUCCAAAGGACGAUUACAGACAUUACCUAAUGGAAAUGAACAUGGAGGGCGCACUGCAUUUCCUCUUCCCUGUCCUACUUCAAUAUCAACGAGGCGAGCCAAUGUUCACAGAGAUGGCCAUUGGUGCAUUCAAAUUCUACACCUUGGACGCUUAUCAGUCAACACCUGGAAUGCAAUUCAGCCCAUUGGAUAUUGCAACAGCUGCUACGAAGGCUACCUGCUCCACGGGUUACAAGAAGCCAUCACUUGAUUGUCCUUUUGUCAGUUGCUUCUUUGUUGGCUUCGGGUCUUAG